AGACAUUUGGCUGAUUUGUACAGCACCCGCGUAUCACAGAGAAGUUGGGCCAAUGGCGGAGGAGGAAGAGGUAAACCCCAAGGCUUACCCUUUGGCCAAGGAAGCCCUGACAGUCACAAUCUUGGAUUUAGUGCAGCAGUCGGCGAAUUAUAAGCAGCUGAAGAAAGGCGCCAACGAGGCCACGAAGACGCUGAAUCGAGGCACCGCGGAGCUGGUGAUUUUGGCCGCGGAUGCUGAGCCGCUGGAGAUCUUACUGCACUUGCCCCUAGUUUGUGAAGACAAGAACGUGCCCUACGUCUUCGUGAAGUCGAAGACUGCGCUGGGGCGCGCCUGUGGUGUGUCGAGGCCGGUGAUCUCGUGCUCCAUUACCUCCAAAGAAGGUUCUCAGCUCAAUACGCAGAUUCAGGAUCUAAAAGACCAAAUCGAGAUGAUCCUGACCUGAGUUGCCUAUGAAACAGCACAGCCGUGUAGACUAGCAGUGGAACUUGGCCGUGAAACAGCAUGAGACUGCAAAACGAUGUGGCAUGAAUUCCCGCAAAGAAGA
Messenger RNA from Cladocopium goreaui, 544 nucleotides. The record is from the annotation of a GenBank genome assembly. NCBI's taxonomy places the organism in Eukaryota, Dinophyceae, Suessiales, Symbiodiniaceae.